This is a messenger RNA of Linum tenue, 495 nucleotides long. NCBI's taxonomy places the organism in Eukaryota, Viridiplantae, Streptophyta, Magnoliopsida, Malpighiales, Linaceae. The record is from the annotation of a GenBank genome assembly.
AUGGGAUCGCUCAACCCAGGGCUCGUCUACGAGACCGACGUGACUCACCACUUGUUGUUCAUGUGUUAUUACGGCUACGACACCAACACCGUGAGGUGGAUAUCCAAAGUUGCUCGCUCCUCAAACUUUUAUUGCUCUCAACACUCACAAUCGGACCUCAUCUCUAAUCUCAAUUUCCCAUCAAUCUCGGUCGGACUGACGGGAGCCAAUCGAACCAGAACCGUUCCGAGGGUCUUGACAAAUGUCGCCGGAAAUGGAAAUUGGACAUACAAGGCCGUGCUCGAAUUUGGAGGAGCUGGUCCAGUGUCGCACGUGAGGGUCAAGGUAUUCCCAAGAAAGUUAACGUUCACCGAAAAUGGACAAAGGCGUUCUUACAAGAUCAAGUUUUCAUCCAAGGAAGAUUAUCUUAUGAACCAAGAAUUUGUGUAUGGUUGGAUAACCUGGACCAACCCACAUUUCAAGGUCCGAUCACCAUUUGUCGUUCGGAUGAAUUAG